Molecule: messenger RNA, 1674 nt
Organism: Rangifer tarandus platyrhynchus (Svalbard reindeer)
Lineage: Eukaryota; Metazoa; Chordata; Mammalia; Artiodactyla; Cervidae
Source: the annotation of a GenBank genome assembly
AUGGACGACCUCGACGCCCUGCUGGCGGACCUGGAGUCCACAACCUCCCACAUCUCCAAGCGGCCCGUUUUCUUGUCCGAGGAGACCCCCUACUCCUACCCAACUGGGAACCACACGUACCAGGAGAUCGCCGUGCCGCCCCCCGUUCCACCGCCCCCAUCCAGUGAGGCCCUCAACGGCACGGUCCUCGACCCCUUAGACCCCUGGCCACCCAGCACCUCCCGAUUCACCCACCAGCAGCCUCAGUCCUCAUCCCCCGUUUACGGCUCCCGUGCCAAGACUUCCAGUGCCUCCAGCCCCCAGGACGGUGGCGGGCCCCCGUGUCCCCGAGCCGGCGAGGAAGACCACGUGUACAGCUUCCCCAAUAAGCAGAAGUCAGCCGAGCCUUCGCCCACCGUCAUGAGCUCCUCCUUGGGCAGCAACCUCUCCGAGCUCGACCGCCUGCUGCUAGAGCUGAACGCCGUGCAGCAUAACCCCCCAGGCUUCCCCGCAGAUGAGGCCAAUUCCAGCCCGCCGCUGCCGGGGGCUCUGAGCAGCCACUACGGUGUCCCGGAGAAUAGCAGCCCGCUGGGGGGUAAAGCCGGACCACUGACCAAAGAGAAGCCCAAGCGGAACGGCGGCCGGGGCCUGGAGGACUUGCGGCCCAGCGUGGAGAACCUCUUGGAUGAGCUGGAGAGCUCUGUGCCCAGCCCCGUCCCUGCCAUCACUGUGAACCAGGGCGAGAUGAGCAGUCCCCAGCGAGUCACCUCCAGCCAGCAGCAGACGCGCAUCUCGGCCUCCUCCGCCACCAGGGAGUUGGAUGAGCUGAUGGCCUCGCUGUCGGAUUUUAAGUUCAUGGCCCAGGGGAAGACGGGGAGCAGCUCUCCCCCAGGCGGCCCCCCGAAGCCCGGGAGUCAGCUGGACAGCAUGCUGGGGAGUCUGCAGUCUGACCUGAACAAACUGGGGGUCGCUACGGUCGCCAAGGGAGUCUGUGGGGCCUGCAAAAAGCCGAUCGCGGGGCAGGUGGUGACGGCCAUGGGGAGGACCUGGCACCCGGAGCACUUCGUCUGCACCCACUGCCAGGAGGAGAUUGGCUCCCGGAACUUCUUCGAGCGGGAUGGACAGCCCUACUGUGAAAAGGACUAUCACAACCUCUUCUCUCCGCGCUGCUACUACUGCAACGGGCCCAUUCUGGAUAAAGUGGUGACGGCCCUCGACCGGACGUGGCACCCGGAGCACUUCUUCUGUGCCCAGUGUGGCGCCUUCUUCGGGCCUGAAGGGUUCCACGAGAAGGACGGCAAGGCCUACUGCCGGAAGGAUUACUUCGACAUGUUCGCGCCCAAGUGCGGCGGCUGCGCCCGGGCCAUCCUGGAGAACUACAUCUCGGCCCUCAACACCCUCUGGCAUCCUGAGUGCUUCGUGUGUCGGGAGUGCUUCACGCCGUUUGUCCACGGCAGCUUCUUCGAGCACGAGGGGCAGCCCUACUGCGAGGCGCACUACCACGAGCGGCGGGGCUCCCUGUGCUCGGGCUGCCAGAAGCCCAUCACGGGCCGCUGCAUCACUGCCAUGGCCAAGAAGUUCCACCCAGAGCACUUCGUCUGCGCCUUCUGCCUCAAGCAGCUCAACAAGGGCACGUUCAAGGAGCAGAACGACAAGCCUUACUGCCAGAACUGCUUCCUCAAGCUCUUCUGCUAG